Colletes gigas is the source of this 7897-nucleotide messenger RNA. RefSeq names its product MOXD1 homolog 2 (gene olf413). Gene Ontology annotation, biological process: dopamine catabolic process; norepinephrine biosynthetic process; octopamine biosynthetic process. The coding region runs from base 727 to 2706 and encodes 659 amino acids. The transcript has 9 exons. The record is from RefSeq and is a predicted model, not a curated record. Gene Ontology annotation, cellular component: secretory granule membrane. Lineage: Eukaryota; Metazoa; Arthropoda; Insecta; Hymenoptera; Colletidae. Gene Ontology annotation, molecular function: copper ion binding; dopamine beta-monooxygenase activity.
AGCCGUACCGUGCGGUUGGCCUGCGUGUUGUUUCGGCUUGUAUUCCGUGCCCGUUUGCCGGAACCGGUUAAACUUUGUCAACUCAGUCCGAUUCGUGUUUCCCAGAGGCGCGUCGAUUUUGACAACGAGUCAGUCGAACGUGCUCCGACUCGAUCGCGUUACGGUUCGUACGUACGCACGGUGGACGAUCGCGUGUGACCAGAUAACGUAGCGCGUGUUCUAAGUGCGGCCAGCUUCCGCCCAUAAACAAACAUAAUCCCGCGACAACGUAGGCGAGACCGUUCGAACGCGAUCGGCAACGGACGUUGCUCCAAACAUCGCCCGCGGCAUAAACAAACGAAGACUGGUGGUUUACGCGGAACGGUGACAGAAUAUUGGCGUCGAUCACGCAGUGUAAACUCCGACGGGGAACGUUUGCCCUGCUCUUAUUCGCGAGGGCCGUUUGAUCGGUAAACUGCGAAAAACUGUGGACCACGCUCGAAGGAUUCUAACCCGUGGUUCGGAGUGAGUGAGAGUGACGGUUAGUGUGUAAACAGAGCGAAAAGUGAUAAGAGGGAAGUUUUCGUUUUUAUUUCUCUUUCAACGACCAAGAGAUAUCUCGCGAAGAUAUUUUUUCUGACGCUUCUGCUACCCUGGUCGAGGAGCUCGCCGACUAUUACAGACCGGCAGCAACUUCACGGCACUUCGUACACCGAGUGAUGUUUUGAAGCGUCAUCAGCCGUUAAGAUGAAGACCGUAAUCGCGUCGUGUCUCCUCCUCCUCCUCUCCGUCAGCGGUGUCCUUUCCGUCGAGUGGAAACACAGCGCUAUCUUGGACAAUAACUUCUUACUUCUUUGGACGCCCGACGAGACAGAUGUUCUGUUCGAGAUUCAAGCGAAGACCCUCGGCUACGUGAGUCUCGGUUUCACGAAGGAUGACGGCGAGCUUGGAACUGACAUGGUCAUCGGAUGGGUCGACAACAACGGACAGAUCCAUCUCCAGGAUCGCCACGUGAAGAACGCCAGCGGGGAUCCCCAAAUGGACUCGAGCCAAGACUAUUAUCUGCAACUGGGUUACGAGAACAAGACGCACACGGUUCUUCGUUUCAGCAGGCAAUACGAUACGUGUGACCUGCGGGACCUCAAGAUCACGAACGACACGAUGAGAGUGGUGUGGCAGUACCACGUGGAGGAGCCAGUGUCUGUGACCGGAAGGCUGCCAGAGCAUGGGGCCGUACGGGGAUCGAGGCCUCUGUAUCUGGUGCAGGGUGGUGCUCAGACGAAGCAAAGCACCCGCAACCAAGAAGCCGAGGAGUCGCUUAAAACGUGGGACAUAUUCAACCAGCAGGUUUCUUUGUCAGACAUAAAGGACCCGUUGCUCCGGCGCCGCUUCGUCAAGAUACCAAACGUCGAUCGCAAGCAACACGUCGUCAAGUACGAGCCGGUGAUACAACCCGGAAAUCACAAAUACUUGCAUCACAUGACGCUGUACGAGUGCCGCGGAGAUCCGGCGGAAUUGGAAGCUAUCGUGAAUACGUACGCCAGUGUUUCCAAUCUGUUGUCUCUUCAGUGCAACACGAUCGCGGCUAUCUGGAGUGUGGGCUCUGAGGGCUUCAAUUACCCGCCGGAGGCCGGAUCGCCGAUAGAUCCUCACUACGGGCCGCAUUACUACAUGCUGGAGACACACUACACGAAUCCGCAGAUGGACUUGUUCAUAAGCGACAGCUCCGGCCUGCGUCUGUAUUAUACGGAUCGGUUGCGCAUUCACGACGCAGGCAUUCUGAGCAUUGGCAUCGACCCGAACUGGAGGCACAUCAUCCCGCCAGGUCAGCCAGAAGUGAUCUCCGAAGGUCAUUGCAUCUCGGACUGUACCCGGGAGACCAUUCCCAACAGCGGCAUCAACAUAUUCGCCGUCACCAUGCAUACUCAUCAACUCGGUAGGAAGGUCCGAUUGCGUCAGAUAAGGCACAAAGAGGAACUGCCACCCAUUGCGUCUGACACCAAUUACGAUCCUAGCUAUCAGGAGUAUCGGAAGCUGCAGAAGCCCGCCAGGGUCAAUCCGGGCGAUUAUUUGAUAGCGGAGUGCACAUACUCGUCGGAAUCCCGGCAUACAAUGACGCUGGGCGGUCAGGCGACGAGGGAGGAGACGUGCUUGGUGUCCAGUCUUUAUUAUCCGCGCAUCGAACUGUCCCUCUGCUACUCCCUGCCCUCGUUACGUACCGUUCUGGAGAGUUUGGGGAUCCAGAAGCUGACACCGGGCGUGACGCCGGUGACGAUUCAAAAACCGGCGAACCUGGCCAACAUGACGCUGGAGAAUCGUCUGUUGAGCUACGACUGGAGCACCAAUUUCCAAACCUUCCAGCGAGUGACACGAAGAGGCACGUUCAAGCCGCUGUGCUCGACCAACAAGGGACCGCUGAAGGACACGGAGAACCUGGAGGUGCCCUAUCCGACGAUCCUGGCGCCGUUCGAGGAGCCCAGCGUGCCCUGCUCGAAGAAACCCCUCAGGAACAACCUGUCGAUAUUGCUCAGCGAGGACGAGGACAUCGGGGCGCCGAUGGAUCCUGACAGCGACGAGACAAACGCCGUAGAACGGGGACAAUUGGUGCGCAGCAAAGUGUCCCGGAGCAGCGACGGUCCCACGGCCGGAAGUUCCUCCGCCAGGCCGGUUUCCGUGGCGCUGAUGCUCGCCGUGGCGACGGUGGUCGUCGGCGCGGCGUUCAGGUGAACGCUGGCACGUCGUCUCGACGCCGAUCGACCGACGAAUCGGUCGACACUGUUUAUCUAGGACGGCCGUUUUAUCGAGAUGCAUGUAAGUACGCGUCAGUGUACACUCUGACGCGUCGCUUAGGGUAAAUAACUGUUGUCGUUCGUCGGUCGUUGAACGAGGACGGGUUUCGAGCGUCGUGCAAAUGUUUCUUUUCGGUCACGAACUGAUCACGAUUCGUCGAUAUCCGCGGCGCGAUGAAACGCGACGAGCCGGGCGUGUUAUUCACGGUUUCGAAUGGAAUUCGAUUUGCCAAAACGUACUUUCGUCCGGCGAGAUCGAGAUCGAGGCCGUGCUCGUUCGACGAUCGAGACCACCCCUUUUCGCGAUCUCUGUUCGUGCACUAUUGUUAUGAUGUAUCGCGUGUGCCCGCACAGGACGGUCGUUGGAUAUCUUUCGGUUCCGAACGCCCGAGUCGGGAGGAGGUUUCUUUUUUUGUUUUAGAUCGGUCUAAUUUCACUAGCGGACAUCGGCGAACGAAACUGUACGGAACAAUAAAUGUAUAAAUAUAGCUAUCGAUGUACUAGCAGGAAUGGACGACGCGAAUUCGAUUUACAAGAUUCGUUCCCUUCGUUCGAAACGGAGGCGAUUAAUAGAAUUAAGCGGGGAAGGGAACGAUCUUGGAUGGAAUUCUGAUUUGGUAUCGACGAUGCUGGAGCAUUUUUUUACAGCUCCUUGGAACAGAAACGUCGAUACGAGGAUCGCAAUUGCAGAGGCCCUUUCGUUACUUUCUUCUGUGUACACAUAUCCAAUCGACGCGUAUCACGUCGCGCUAAGUAUAAUACGCAGGAUCGACGACGAAAGAGUACGUACGUUUGUUUAAAUCUUAGUUAAGCUUGCUCGCGUUCUCCACGGCCACAGAGAAGGAACAAGAAGACACAAGUUUCUAGUCCAUUUAGGCGAGCAACGGGUCGUGGCUUCGAACUCGCUCGUCGUUCUAUAAGAUAAGAACAGCUCGCGUCGGAGCUAUUCGGUGCUUGGCCUCUUCUUUUUUUAGCAGUUAACGAUCUCGAACGAAAGAUAUCCACGGUACGAUGACGCGGUAUCCUGUCGAUCGAGUGGAAUUAUUAUAUUUUCGAGACUUCGGGCUCGCGAGAAUUUAUAUUGUUGGCUGUUUAUUUCUCGGCACGGGGACAGGGCGAAAAACGUCGACGGAUUCGAUCUCUUUCGCUUCAGAUUAAAAUCCCAUCGUUUUCAGCAAGGGACGAGAAACGCUUUUCCUAAUAAAAUAUUUACACGCGAUUCUCAGGAACGAUCGAACGAUUGCUGAUCAAAAUUGAACUAUCGAUCGAUUCCGAGGAUCGAUUGCUUUCGGAUGGUUCAAAUUAAAUCUCGAAUCUUCUAGUUUGAAAAGGGCAACGCGUUUCGUUCGGUCCCCGGCCAAGUCUGUAUAUUCUGUUACUAUUAGAACUACGGAUAGGUGCGUUUUUUAACGGAGACCAUGUAAACGUUGGUUGAUUCCCACGAAGACGUCCAGUCGAUUCCGGGCGAUACAAUAUCGCAAUGGUUGACAUCGUGUCGCUUGACCAACGUUUGUAUGCGCGCAACCCCCGGCGGUCCUUUGUAAUAUUCUGUACAGUUUAUUAAGUAUAAUGUUGUUCGCGCUACCCUCGCGAUUAUUUAUUUUUUAUUUAAUUGUAUAGAGUUACUUGCCACGUUGACAUUCUGUUUCACUGCGCGCGAGUUCGCGUUACGCGACAGGAAACGUAGGUUCGGUUUCUUGACGCGUCUCUUCUAAAGAGACAUUUUUCGGUCGAAUAGCGUUCGAGUGCUUUGUAUCGGGUCCGAUUCGAACCCUGAGAAUACAUUCGAGAAUUCACACCCGAAGCUUGGAUUCGGAACUGAUUUUGUUUGGACGGAUCAAAUACGAAAAUUUAGCAUUUUUAAUCGUGAAAUUCGGGUCGCGGAAUUCUUUUUAUACGACUGAGGUCCUCACGAGCAAACCUCGAUACUUGUAGUAUAUUUUGCAGGAGAGUAUUAAUUACAAAUAAGACUUAAGACGUUCUGAAUCACAUUGGUGUUAUGGUGUCGCAGGAUCCUGAUGAAAGGUAAAUUACAAACAAAGGGAGGAAAUAAAAUUAAACGGAAUGAAAUUUCACGCCGCGCGUUUUCUCUUAUUUGCCGUUGCUCUCGCGUUGGUCUAAUGUUGUCUUGUGCAAUUACAUAGACACUCGUGUGUACACUUCGUUAAUUAAAAAGUUUUAAUCACUAUACACGCACGUAACUUUCGUGUGAUUUGUUAAAAUGUUAGAUUACUUAAAAAUUUCUAUGUAUCGUACUGCUCCACAUUCUCCGAAACUAUUGUUGGCUCCGUCUUGUAACACUUCCAGCGAUAAAAACACGACGUUCGGCUACGUGUGCAGCAGAAAUAGAGACAGAAAUAGUGUUCGAACAAAUAUUUUACUGCUUUCGAUUCCAAGUUACCUAGACGCGUUGUAAUUCGAAGGACAAUACAAGUUACAUAAUAUCACGAAGAAGUUGCGAAUUUCGAUUCGAACCAUACAACAAAUCAGUUCGCGAUGAAAAUUCGCGGGACACUUGUCGCUGCGACGUUCCUCGAACACCGCAAUCCGAUCGAUUCCAUCUACGGAUGACACAUACUUUCGUUUCUUUGCGUAACGUUUUAAAGGGGUGCUGUUCGACGGAGAAUACGAAUUUUAUCGAAAAAAAAAAGAACGAUCAAUAACGACCAAUUUUGUCGAAUACUCGUAACGAAUGAAAAAUUUCCCAGAGCUUCACGGUAUCAAAACACUCUACGAACCGCGUAGUUUCGUUCCACUCUUAUUCGAGACAAUACAAAAAAAUUGUUUCAGACGAAUUAUUCACGAGAGGAGAACGAUCGUUUUCACGAUCAGCCGAUCAGCACGGUUUGCAAAAAGCGUCGCGAAGGUACUCUCGCGAGAUAUUUUCCCGCGCAAAGGAGCUCGAGUUGCGGAUUAAUUCAUUCUCGAUUCCUCUUUCCGCCCUAGCCCGCGUUGUACGCUCCCCGAAGCACCACUUUAAGUACUUAAAAUAAAGAAAAAAAAGAAAAUUGAGAAAGGAGGGCUCUGUCUUGCCCUCUCGCUUUUAUAGAAAUAAAGCAAAAAAAAAAAAAAAAAAAAAAUGGCAUGCAUGAUGGCGUGCAACGAGAGGACUUACGCCGAAGUACCGCGAUCGAUAAGCAGCACGUUGUAGUCAAGAGUCCCCUAACGCGCGCACUUUUCCUGAAUUCCAUUAGCAUCGAGGAAAACGCCUCGACAAAGCGUCGAGGAAUCGGCGAGGCCUGCCGAACGAUCGCGUCCAGUUGGUAAAAAAACAAAUUUCACGGGGAAAUACACGUUUUGAUUCGCGGAACAAUUCGUCUCGCGGUCGUCAAUUAAAAUCCAAGCUCAGCAUUAUUCGCGAAUAGAUUUCGCGCGCCGACCGCUCGGACUAAAUCGGCGACCGGCUGUCGAUGAUGAAGCUCUCUCCCUAGCGUAGAAUUAAAGAAGAGAAGAAAAAAAAAAAAAACCUCACGUAGUCGACUAAUCGGUAAUAAUAAACGCGUAGCCACGUUUUACAAUUUAAUACUACGAUAACUCGUAAGUGUCAUAGGGGAUCUGUAUGUGUAGAGACCGUAGGGCAAUCGAACGACUUAUCUUGCCACGAGGAAAACGCUUUAGGCGCUAAACGAGGUCCGUUCCUUUCGGCCAUCGUCGUAACUCGUCGAACUGCGAAUCGUCGCUUCGAAGUACUUUCCGUUCCGGUUGUUCCGUUCUCAUUUUCCUUUCUUUCGAGAUUUCGUUUCUCCUUUUUUCUUAUCUAGGCGAACGGUACUCAUCGAAUCAGCAUACACACACAGAGACAGGAAAUAUACCGGUACUCGUAAGGUAGGAAAACACUGAAAUAUAUUCGGGAACGUGGUAAUCGACCGACGGUUCGAAGAGAGAGAAACGAACAACGGGGACGAACGCUCUCGAGAAUAGGUUCGAACGAGAAACCCGCCGCUGCUUUUCUUUCCCUCGAAUUUCUCCGCUGCGUGUACGUAACCGUACGAUCCGCCGCGGGAUAAGCGAUGAUUUAUCAUCGACGAAGGAACUCGUUAUAAUCGGCCGCGCGAGAGGCAACGACGAAAAGUCGUUCCGUGACUUCUCUUCCGCGGGGCCGCGAUGUCGACGCUGAUUUCAGUCACGGCGACGCCGUUGUCACGACUAGGGGGGAUGGGGUGUGUGGGUGGUGAUAGGAACCUGCCGGUGAUAUGACCAGAACAAUCAAGCAAAGUGUCACAAAGUAAAUGUCAUUUAUGCUGGAGUAAUUACGUUAGGUACAAUAGGGAACGGAGUAUUACGCAUUUAUACUGAUCGAUCCGUGCAUCGUACGUUCUAUAGCCGGACUCGUUUUCGCGCCGAGGAUCCUGGCGCCCAUCCGGGCCUUCCCCGAGACAUUCGAACACGCAUUGUACAAAAAAAAAAAAGAGGAGACUCGCGUUCGAAGAUCGAAAGAGAGAAAAACAACGAGCAGUACCUGAACGCGGGAGGACUGCGAACGUCGCGGGACGAGAUCGAUAUCUCGAAAUACCGUCGAUUAGCUCGCGGUGGGUAUUCAGCGACACGCGUGUGUGCCCAUUAGAGGCGCGUGGGAUGGUAAAUAUCGGGGAUCCGUUCGAAAUAACCGCGACUCGUAGAGGGAUGGUGUUUAACGGGAACACGGCGGGGGGCCAGGUGAUCCGGGGAAUGUACGUACUGUAUUUAGGAAAGAUUAGAGAACGAUGCACCGUUGACCCGUUAGCCGAUAUGGGUCGCGGGUAGAGGCAUAAAUGCGAGUGGGUAAAGGAAUCGAGCGAAUAUAGCGUGUGCGUGUACAUAGGUACCCCUGUAUAUAGGUUUUAGAUUUAAAUUACGUCCCGGACUCUUUAUAGGCACCUACACUCGGAAUUCAGGUAGCUCGCUAAAUAGUAUCUUGUAUCUUUAUAAUUUACGUGUAACCGUGUUUAAAAAGAAAAUAUAUAAAAGGAAAAAAAAUGAAUUAAUAAAGAAAAAACUGUAGCGACGUGCACGGGCGCGCGUUACGCGAAUAAACGCGCGCACGCGGACGUGUCGUACGCAUACCUACCAGGCGCCCUGUCCUUCCAUACCGCUCUUAGAUUUAUACCUAAUUUACACUGGAUAUUAACGUCUAAACGCUACACUAUCAU